AUGAAUUACGAGUCAUAUAGAGUUGUAGAGAAGUCUCCUUGUGGUAGAUACAUUAGAUACAAUCAUAAGUUGGGUGUAGGAGCUUCAAAACAAGUCUACAUUGGUUGGGAUCGCGUUCAAAAACUUGAGUUAGCGUGGAACAAAAUUGAAAAUGGAAAUUUGUUCAAUGAAGAAGCUAGUAUGUUGAAGUCGUUAAAUCAUGAAAGGGUUAUGAAGUGUUUCUCUUAUUGGUUUGAUUCUGAGUCCAAAACUAUGAACAUGAUCACAGAGUUAUUCCCCUCGGGGAGUUUGAAAAAGUACCUGAAUAAUGUCGUUGGUGUUUGUGGUGAUUUGGAGAGUAUCAAGAAUUGGGGCAGACAGAUUCUUGAAGGGUUGAGGUAUUUACAUAGUCAGAGUCCGAAAAUCAUUCAUAGAGACAUUAAGUGUGAUAAUGUGCUUGUUGAUGAUGAUGGAAAGAAAGUUAAGCUUGGUGAUUUUGGGUUGGCUGUUCGUAUUACAGAUGGUAGUUUAUUCGUGAAAGAGGCGAAAGGUACCCCUGAAUUCAUGGCUCCAGAGUGCUACGAUGGAGAAUACAACGAGUUAGUGGAUGUAUAUUCGUUUGGAAUGUGUUUACUCGAGAUGGUUACUGGUGAGUAUCCGUAUAUGGAAUUCAGCACUCAGGUUCAUAUAUUUAAGAAAGUGUAUGCUGGUGUAAAGCCUGCGUCUCUCGAGAAGGUGAAGGACUCAAGAUUGAAUGAGAUAAUCGAGAAGUGUAUGCUUCCUGCAUCUGUUAGGCCAUCUGCAGAAGAGUUGUUGAAAGAUCCAUUCUUUAUAUGUAACGAUGGAUCAUCAACAUCGGAGGCUCGUGCUCCUACUGUCAAUCGUGUUACUAGUCAUCCGUUCAAGGGAUUACAUUGUUGUGCUAGAGUCGUUGCUUGGACUCUUAGAAAAUGUCAACGUAUCCGUGUCAAAUUCUCCAAAAGCUGUGUAUUUCAUGCACCUGCUUCGAAAGUGAAGAGUCUGCACAACUUAAGCUAG
This is a messenger RNA of Solanum stenotomum, 1017 nucleotides long. Its product is annotated as serine/threonine-protein kinase WNK8-like. The coding region runs from base 1 to 1017 and encodes 338 amino acids. Gene Ontology annotation, cellular component: cytoplasm. NCBI's taxonomy places the organism in Eukaryota, Viridiplantae, Streptophyta, Magnoliopsida, Solanales, Solanaceae. Gene Ontology annotation, biological process: intracellular signal transduction; protein phosphorylation. Gene Ontology annotation, molecular function: protein serine/threonine kinase activity; ATP binding. The record is from RefSeq and is a predicted model, not a curated record. The transcript has a single exon.